GGGCCAGAAUUGCAUUCUUGCUACGUGUCUACCUCGUUUUUUUCUUCUUACAGGCUUAUUCCAAGGUAGCGUGCUGCGCUGGUAGAAUUCCGUAGGAUAAUAUCUACACAGAACACCACCAAUGACAAUGUCCCCAUGUCGGAUCCCACCUGCGAUGAAAAUGAACAAUACCAAGUAGACAGAGUGGUUCCAGACAACACGCAAGACUUAGAUGAGGGAUCAAGCAAUGCAGGAUCCACAACAGAGAAAUCCACCGCUAUGUGGAAAGACAAGCAAUUCUGGACUUAACGUGGAUCAGCUACUUAAAGAAAUCCGUGAUCAUGGCAAACAGGGAACAAGUUCAACCCAAGAGUGGGAAGAUAAUGUCAAGGACUUCUUUACUGAGACCCUGCAGAUCGACAUGGCGACUUACGCUGAGCCAGGGAAAUUGGUUCCUCCAAUCGACACAGUGAGCAUGGGUUGGCAGGGAAGGAUACAGGCGCAGUUGAUCUGGUGAUUAUGUUCAUAUUUCCUCGAGUUGUGUGCAGCCUACUAGUACAGUAUUUUAAUGUCAUUCUUUCUACAUU
This is a messenger RNA of Serpula lacrymans var. lacrymans S7.9, 566 nucleotides long. RefSeq lists its product as uncharacterized. NCBI's taxonomy places the organism in Eukaryota, Fungi, Basidiomycota, Agaricomycetes, Boletales, Serpulaceae. The coding region runs from base 212 to 496 and encodes 94 amino acids. The record is from RefSeq and is a predicted model, not a curated record. The transcript has 2 exons.